CCUGUAACUGCUGGACCUGUCCCGACCUGUUAGAAUGACACUUCGUGUUCUUGUUUACACGCGCGGUUUAACGUCUCUCGCUGUGCCAACUGCACACUCCUUUUUCCCAAGUCAUCCAAGACAUCAUGCGUUCUCCAUCAAGAUAGAGGAUAAAUUUUUAGCAAAAUCAGAAACGAAUGGUUUUCCUUUUGUUUAUUCAGAUCCAGCGAACUUGAAAGUGUUUAUUCUGGAGGAGCGGUUAGAAAACACGUGUGACAUGUUUCACACUGGCUUUGAAUUUGAUCUCACACAGUCAAGUUUUAAACUCCGGUUCGUUACUCUCGGAUAAUAUCAGCACGCGGGAUUUUUAAAAACAAAGAUUAUUGGACUUAAACGUGGACAUGGCUGCAGGAACAUGUGCCUCUGUUUACUCGACUCUGCUGCUUGCUGUCGUCUUUGUGUUCGUGUCUGCAGACCAGAAAAACAUCACAGUUCAGUCUGGACAGAACGUCAGGCUACCAUGUCAAGCUCCAAAUGAUAAAGGUUCCAUCAGAGCUGUAGCUUGGACCAAACCUGCCCAAAUAAAAACACAAAAUAAAAAUGUCUAUUUCUAUCGAGAUGGGCGAGUUGAUCCCGAAGAGCAGCAUCCAUCUUUUAAGAACCGGGUGGAUCUGCAGGACAGACAGAUGAAAAAUGGAGAUGUGUCUUUGAUUCUGAACAAUGUGACGAUUAAUGACGCUGGAACAUACGAAUGUAGUGUUACCCAGAAAAAAGAACUCAACCCUUACACCACUACUAUAACUCUUGACCUGGACGUUAUUCAUUCUAGAGGUCAGACAGGAGGACACACAGAGGAUGGAUCUAUUGGACUGAUAGUCGGUCUGUCAGUUUCUGGUCUGCUUCUUCUUGCAGUUGUUUUUUUCAUCCACAGAAGAGGUAAACAACAACCAAGUCAGGUUUCAUACCAGCCUCCUGCUGGAAAGUAGUAGGUUGAAACUUUUCCAGAGACAGGAAGAUGAUAAGAUGACAGACAUUUUCAAUGCUUAACAUCCAGCAGGCCAUAUCAAAUGUUCGGUUCUUGUUUUGAUUUUACAUCUUAAAUGAUCAGUUUGCUGUGGUUCUAUCUGUUGGACUGACAGUUGGUCUGUCUGUCUUCUUUUUACUUUUGAGGGGUUAAAACAAAUGAGUCAGAAUCUGUACAAGCUCCCCAGAGCAGAGUAAAAUGAGUUGGCUAAGUUAGUCAUAAAAAGAUCAACAGUCUAAACCAACCACUUUGAUAACAAUUUAUUUUGUUCCUGCUAUACUUUUUUUUUACAUUUCUAAAUUAGGAUUAUCUUUACAUUUCCUUUCACAUAAGUACAAAGUCUGACUGUCAAGAAGUCCUGCACUAAAAUCCCCUAAAGUCUCAAUUUCAUUAUUUGUGUUUUUAAACAGCAGGAAAAUAUAUAUAAAUAUGUUUAAACAUUUACGCUCCAGUACUAAAAUACAAGCUGUAUUUAAUCUGGUUUAUUGUGUGUAUAUUUGUGUGAUAUAUACUGCAUCUCUGUGUACCUUCUGCGUUGUGAUCAGAGUGCAGUAGAUAAUGUCUGACAGCAGUUUGAAGAGCAAAUGGAUUCUGUUCUGUUCUUCACUCAUCACCUACCUGACAGCUGACACCUCACACCUGUUUCUCACCUGCAGAUCCACCAGUAGGGUGAAGUGUAAGUGGUUCUUUUGAACUGGCCGUUGGUCUGUAUGUUCCUGUUGUGCUUCUUGUUGCUUUUGUUUUUUAGCCACAGAAAAUGUCAUUUAAAAAAAAGCAGUCAGUGUUCAAACCAAGCUCAGUUUUAAUGAAAACAAAGAUUAUCUGAAGACAGACAGACUUUAAAGAUGUUGAACAUUCAGCGGCACAUUUCAAAUAUCUAAAAUUUUAAUGUUUUUUGCAUUUCUCUCAAACAUCAUGUCAAGUCUGCCUGCAGCUUUAUGACCCAUAGUUUUUGUCCACCUUCAGAGUUUUAAUAUGGUUUGCUCAAGUUAAACUGUAUUACGCAGGAACAUUACUCUAUGUUCUGCUGUGUUAGAAUCAGUGAACCAAGUUUAUAUUCUUUGUAAAAUAUCAUUUAUAUUUUUGUUAUGCCUUUGUGGAAAAUUCACAAGUUCACUUUGACCCAAACCCAUUGUACAUAUAUGCAUAUUAUGUUGUGUUUUUCAAAUUAAAUAUCCAGUGUUGUGUAUGUUGCAGUGUUGGAAUCAGUGAGUGUUGGUUUCAGCUUCAGGUUCAGCAGCUGUUUGUGAGAUCAGGAUGGGUUUGACUCAUCAUGUUCAGUCAGCAUAAAUACACAUGCUGACUAAACCAACUCACAACACAGACACAAAAGCAUGUCACAGUGUGUGGAAAAAUCACUGUGGAUUAUAGAAGGUGAUAAUAUGACAGCCACAGGACUGGCCGCGCUGUUGGUUUUGUCUUUUCAUCUGCGUAACAUAAGUAAAGUUGCAUAUUUGGGAAGACCUCAUUGGUUUUGGUGUGAUUGUUGGUUUAGUCAGUUCCCUUCACACACCAAUGACUUAGGCUGUGGUGUGUUAGUAAAUCAAAAAAUUAACUGCCUGAACAAUAAUGUUCACUUGGAUGGGUUACAGUGAGUGAUUAGAGGGACUGUUGUCCAACUUGCCAUUCUUUGUGAAGUUGAUUUACCUGAUUUUUAACUGGUUUUGAAAAUGGCUUCUGAAUCAGUGCUGGAAUGAGUAUUGAUUUGCUGCUAUAUGAGAAACAUGAAUUGAAAUGAACAGAAAAAUAAAAAGGAAAAUGAAACUGAAA
Messenger RNA from Oreochromis aureus, 2773 nucleotides. RefSeq names its product coxsackievirus and adenovirus receptor homolog. Gene Ontology annotation, cellular component: external side of plasma membrane. The record is from RefSeq and is a predicted model, not a curated record. Bases 381 to 965 code for a protein of 194 amino acids. The transcript is spliced from 3 exons. Lineage: Eukaryota; Metazoa; Chordata; Actinopteri; Cichliformes; Cichlidae. Gene Ontology annotation, biological process: T cell costimulation; cell surface receptor signaling pathway; cellular response to lipopolysaccharide.